AUGGGGCGAAAGUAUCACGGAGCUGCUUGUAGGACCUGCCGACGCCGCGGCAGGAAGUGUACUCGAGAGCUCCCGGCUUGCCAGUCGUGCAUUGACAAGGGCAACGAGUGCGAGGGCUAUGCCUUCAAAUUCGCGGGCCUGGCCAGUCGGGGCUUUCUCAGCGGGCAUGCCGGCGUAGGUGAAGUCAGAUUCAAGAGGAAUCCGGGUCCCAGAAAGGCCAACAGGACUCAGGUGCAGCAGCAGGAACGCAACGAGCAGCCUUUGCCAUUAGUCGAUCCAUCUCAAUUGCCUCUUGUUCAGGAUGAUGGUGACGAUGUACCACCUUCUGGAGAAUCGGUAAUGCUGGAUCUUUCAUCGCCCGGUCCGGCGCCACAAGAUUGGCAACUCGUGGAAUCUGGAAUCCGGGACGAAACUCCCCAGCGUGGUUCCAUCACCGAUGGAGAGGUCACUCUCUCGGCCUCUGAAAAUCUGGAAGACUCCCAGCGGAGAUGUGAACUACCAAACCCAUUCGUUGGCCCCUCAGCAGCCAUGAAUCUUUUCCAUCUUCCCGUCGAGCUGAGUUUUGUACUGGAGUACCACUUCCAUGAAGCGGCAGCCAAGCUGUGCGUUGACAAUGACGCAGCUCGAAAUCCGUACCGAGAGUAUAUUUAUCCCCUUGCCCUGCAGCGGCCAGCACUACUCUAUGCAUGCGCCGCCUUGUCAUCAGUGCACUACAGCACACGACACAAAAACGAAGCCUUCCUCGUCGAUGCACUACGUUUUCGAGGCAAGGCUUUGAGCCGGUUGCAAGAGUCCAUGUGGUGCGUCGAUAGUUCCUUGGAUGAGAGCAACUUGGCCACCUUACUCAUGCUCAUCCUGUGUGAUCUUUGCAUGGGCGGCCCUUCCAAUUUUGAGACCUACUUCACCAUGGCAAAGAGCUUGAUCAAUCUACGUGGCCCUCUCAGGACCCCUGACAACUUUGUCGAGCAAUACAUUUCCUGGAUGGACAUCAUGUCUUGUGCGUCUACUUCGCGACAGCCAGUCUUUACCAUCGAGGACGUGGCUUCGCUGCACCAAAGGAAUUUGGACUGGAGUCACGACGUUGUGCCUUGUGCAACAGAUCUCUUCUACAUCUUUCUCGACAUUGUUUCGCUACACAAGAAUACGCAACUCGGCGCUACCGAUGUCGAUGCCCAGCUUCAGUCCUUGAAAAUGCGUAUCCUAACGUCCCCCCCUCGCGUCGAACGGGGAAUGCCCUGGUUCCAUUUGACCGAAGCCUACCGUUUUGGGAUCCUUCUUUAUGCUGCCCUCUUGUUUGACAAGACUCAGGACGAGGAUGAAAUGGCUUGGCUGGUCAGCAGCAUCAUCCAGCACGCAAAAUCAAUACCGAGUCGUAGCGGCUGGGCUGAUCAGCUUCUAUGGCCCUUGUUUCAUGCUGGCCUACGAAUGUCAGAUCCGAGGCAACAAGAUUGGCUGAGGGGGAAACUUUCGGAAAUGCAGACCUCUGGAGGAUUUCGAAACGUCACCAGCGCACAAGAAGUGCUCGAGAUGUGCUGGCGCGGAGAAGUCUCUGGGAAAUACGCCGAUCUCUUGGUGAAACAGGGUGUUGGAGACAUGAUCGUAAUUUAG
Pestalotiopsis fici W106-1 is the source of this 1608-nucleotide messenger RNA. RefSeq lists its product as uncharacterized. The transcript has a single exon. The record is from RefSeq and is a predicted model, not a curated record. Gene Ontology annotation, cellular component: nucleus. Gene Ontology annotation, biological process: positive regulation of transcription by RNA polymerase II. Bases 1 to 1608 code for a protein of 535 amino acids. Gene Ontology annotation, molecular function: DNA-binding transcription factor activity, RNA polymerase II-specific; transcription cis-regulatory region binding; zinc ion binding. Lineage: Eukaryota; Fungi; Ascomycota; Sordariomycetes; Amphisphaeriales; Sporocadaceae.